Cordyceps militaris CM01 is the source of this 1410-nucleotide messenger RNA. RefSeq names its product proteasome regulatory particle subunit Rpt2. Gene Ontology annotation, biological process: proteasome-mediated ubiquitin-dependent protein catabolic process. The transcript has 4 exons. Gene Ontology annotation, cellular component: proteasome regulatory particle, base subcomplex. NCBI's taxonomy places the organism in Eukaryota, Fungi, Ascomycota, Sordariomycetes, Hypocreales, Cordycipitaceae. The record is from RefSeq and is a predicted model, not a curated record. The coding region runs from base 1 to 1410 and encodes 469 amino acids. Gene Ontology annotation, molecular function: ATP hydrolysis activity; ATP binding; proteasome-activating activity.
AUGUGCACUGUUGUUGCCACAUUGACCGCAGCGGGCCAAGGUCAAUCUGGCAUGGGAGGCGGAGGCGGAGAGGGACGAGAGGAUAAGGACAAGAAGAAGGAUAAGCCCAAGUACGAGCCGCCCCCAAGGCCUACAACCCGCGUUGGCCGCAAGAAGCGUAAGCAGGGCGGCACCAGCGCCGCCGCCAAGCUGCCUGCCGUCUUCCCCACGAGCCGAUGCAAGCUGCGCUUGCUCCGCAUGCAGCGCAUUCACGACCACCUGCUGCUCGAGGAGGAGUACGUCGAGAACCAGGAACGGUUGCGCAAGGCCAAGUCUGCCAAGGAGGGUCAGGCUACUUCAUCUGAGGCCGACGCUGACCGAAACGCCGACGAACGCAGCCGGGUUGACGACAUGAGAGGCAGCCCGAUGGGCGUAGGCACGCUGGAGGAGCUGAUUGAUGACGAUCACGCCAUUGUCAGUAGCACAACCGGGCCUGAAUACUAUGUCAGCAUCAUGAGCUUUGUCGACAAAGACCUCUUAGAGCCUGGCGCCAGCGUCCUCCUUCACCAUAAAAGUGUCAGCAUCGUUGGCGUUCUUACUGACGACGCGGACCCUCUUGUCACCGUCAUGAAGCUUGAUAAGGCGCCGACAGAGUCGUACGCCGAUAUUGGUGGUCUCGAGCAGCAGAUCCAGGAGGUGCGAGAGUCUGUCGAGCUGCCACUACUGCAUCCUGAGCUGUACGAGGAGAUGGGUAUCAAGCCACCCAAGGGUGUCAUUCUCUACGGUGCGCCUGGUACUGGCAAAACACUGUUGGCCAAGGCUGUGGCAAACCAAACAUCAGCCACAUUUCUCCGCAUUGUGGGGAGUGAGUUGAUUCAGAAAUAUCUUGGUGACGGCCCUCGGCUUGUUCGACAAUUAUUCCAGGUGGCCGGAGAAAACGCACCCUCUAUUGUGUUUAUUGACGAGAUUGAUGCGAUUGGUACGAAGCGAUAUGACUCUACAUCGGGCGGUGAGCGUGAAGUGCAGCGAACCAUGCUGGAGCUGCUCAACCAACUCGACGGCUUUGACGACCGCGGCGACGUCAAGGUUAUCAUGGCGACCAACAAGAUCGAAACGCUGGACCCGGCGCUGAUCCGGCCCGGACGUAUCGAUCGCAAGAUCCUGUUUGAGAACCCUGAUACCAACACGAAGCGCAAGAUCUUCACACUGCAUACGUCCAAGAUGAGCCUGAGCGACGACGUGGACCUGGAGGAGUUCAUCUCGCAAAAAGACGACCUGUCUGGCGCCGACAUCAAGGCUAUUUGCUCCGAGGCGGGUAUGAUGGCACUGCGCGAGCGCCGCAUGCGCGUGCAAAUGGGCGACUUCCGCACGGCCAGGGAGCGUGUGCUCAAGACAAAGCAGGAGGGCGAGCCCGAGGGUCUGUACUUGUAA